Molecule: messenger RNA, 1253 nt
Organism: Zonotrichia leucophrys gambelii
Lineage: Eukaryota; Metazoa; Chordata; Aves; Passeriformes; Passerellidae
Product: Fc receptor-like protein 3
Exons: 9
Coding region: 9-1253 (414 amino acids)
Biological process (GO): cell surface receptor signaling pathway
Cellular component (GO): plasma membrane
Molecular function (GO): transmembrane signaling receptor activity
Source: RefSeq, a predicted model, not a curated record
ACACCGGGAUGGCCAGGAAGGUGGUGCUGCUCCUGUGGGCCCAGACCCUCGGCCUUGCUGGCACCCAGACCACCUGGAUCAUCAUGCAGCCCCCCUGGAUGCCAGCAGUGCUGUGGGACCGAGUGACACUGACCUGCCAGGGCUUGGGGACCACCAGUGCCACCACAUGGUACAAGGACGGGCGGCGCUGGGGACAGCAGGGACAUGACCGCCUGACUGUCACUGAGAAUGGCACCUACGAGUGUAACAGAACCGGCAGUGGGCUCAGCCCCCCCAUGAGAGUCUUAGAUGACUGGCUGGUGCUGCAGGUGCCAGCAUGGCCACUGCUGGAGGGGGACACGGUGACACUGCGCUGCCGGGACCAGCAGAACAACCUGGUCACCUGGGUAUCCUUCUACCAUGAGGAGAAGCAGCUGGUGCAGCUCCGAAAUGGGACAGAGCUGACCCUGUUCCCUCUGAAGCUGCACCACAGUGGGUGCUACUGCUGCAAGGGUUGGCUGAAAGACAGGCAGUGGGUGGUGUCUGCGCCAGUGACAGUGACAGUGCAUGCCCCCCUCCUGCACGUGUUCUACUGGGACAGGCAGGUGGUGGAGGGCCCUCAGGGGUCCCUACAGCUGCUGGUGCCCGCCGUGGGCGUCUCCCACUCAGGGAAUUACAGCUGCCAGGUGUGCUCCAAGGGUGGGGCCAUGCAGAAGAGCAGCACCUGGCUCCGCAUGACAGUGUGCAUGCCCAUGGCCAAUGCCACCAUCACCCCCCGUCCUCUGGCACAUGAGGUGCGCGCAGGUGACCCCGUGACCCUGCACUGCUCAGUGCAGGUGGGCUCAGCCCCUGUCACCUUCACCUGGCUGCACAAUGGGCAGGAGGUGGCCCAGGGUCCCCUCCUGGAGCUCAGGGCCAUCGAUGUGGGACAUUCGGGCACCUACCAGUGCGUGGCCACCAACCAGCUGGGACAGGACGGGCACCACGUGUUCCAGGCACUCAGCCCUGAGCUGGCACUGAUGGUGACAACAUGGGGACACAGGUGGGCAGUGGCUGUGAAUGUCGGCAGGACCCUCCUGUUCCUGCUCCUUCUCCUGGCUGUCAUCGGGGGCUGUCACUGCUGGCACCACCAUGCUGCCAGGAAGCUCCAGGACAGGGCCCCCAUGGGUGUCCCCCAGCCCUGCCCCACCUCGGGAUCCACAAGUGACCAACGCAGAGCUGUCAGGACCCAACGAGGGACAGUGGACCCCUGUGACUACGAUGAAGUGCUGUGA